Acanthoscelides obtectus is the source of this 705-nucleotide messenger RNA. NCBI's taxonomy places the organism in Eukaryota, Metazoa, Arthropoda, Insecta, Coleoptera, Chrysomelidae. The record is from the annotation of a GenBank genome assembly.
AUGGCUCCUCGCCGGCACUUGGCCACCUCUGCGAUGGACCGGCCGUUGAACGAGGGCCUCACCCGCUGCUGUGUGCCCACCGGGGAAUGCCUGAGGGCCCAGCAACAUCAGCACCCUUCCAUACCCAUUCACACCAACAACAAUGACCCGAUGAUCAUCUCCUUGGAUGACCUCAGGGACACAGUGAGAGUGACGUGCAACAAUGAACUGUGUACGGCUGGACGAUACAUGCAUCGCGAGUGCUUUGACCAAUGGGAACAGUCUGUGCUCGCUUAUUUGAAGACUUGCGGAAGGGCUCGCUCCUGGUCCGAACGCCAACGCCACCAGAACUUGUGGACCAAGAAAGGCUACGACCUGGCAUACAAAGCCUGCGCCUGCAAGUGUGCUCGCGGCCAUCUGAAGAAAGACUUGGACUGGAUGCCACCUCCACCGACGAGCAACAUUUUUGGUCGCGUGGAAGAAGUCGAUGUUGGUAAGAAGAAGAAAAGGCGCAACAAGCAGAACAAACUUGUUUUUACCCAACCGAUUGGGAACGAGAUGAACUCUAGAGCUAGAGCCGGCAGUUUAUCGUGUUCCAGUACCGGGUCCUCCUCACCACCGACUUCUGGAAGUGAGCCCAGCGUGUCUCCGGUUCAUCACGGUAACCAUACCAUGCAGCACUCCAAGAAGAAGACCAAGAUGGAACUGCCAGAACGAAUUCGGUAA